This is a messenger RNA of Fonsecaea erecta, 1320 nucleotides long. RefSeq lists its product as hypothetical. Gene Ontology annotation, molecular function: FAD binding; monooxygenase activity. The record is from RefSeq and is a predicted model, not a curated record. Lineage: Eukaryota; Fungi; Ascomycota; Eurotiomycetes; Chaetothyriales; Herpotrichiellaceae. Bases 1 to 1320 code for a protein of 439 amino acids. The transcript has a single exon.
AUGGCUUCAUUUCAGAUCAUCAUCAUCGGAACCGGAAUUGCUGGUCUGGCAACCGCUAUCAGUCUUUCUCAGAAGACAAAGCACCAGAUCCUCAUUCUCGAAAGCAGUCCAAUCCUAACCGAAGCCGGUGCUGGUAUUCAGUGCUCUGCCGCUGCAUCUCGUAUCCUCAGCAGCUGGGGACUGGGAGAGCAAUUUGAGGCCGUGGCAACAUGUCCGGACUUCACAGAGAUCAGACGAUAUGACAACAACGAGCUUAUCGGUAUCAUCCCAACCAAUGUCAAGAACUAUUCUGCGCGGUUGAGGGGAUCUCCUCACUGGCUGGUCCAUCGAGUCGACUACCAGAAGAUACUUGCGGAAGCCGCUACAGCCAGCGGCGUCAAGAUCGAGUUUGGGCAAAAAGUCGUUUCGGUCGAUGUCGAAGAGGUUCAGGUGACCUUGGAGGCUGGGAGGUCGUUGCGCGCAGAUUUGAUUAUCGGGGCCGAUGGUAUUCACUCACGAACUCGGCGUUCAAUUCCUGGCUUGGAGGACGUUCUCCCUCGAAGAACGGAGAAUUACUGCUAUCGAGCCUUGGUGCCCCGCGAGGAGAUGCUCAAAACCCCAGUGACUGCUGCCCUAGUAGACAAUCAAAGUCAACAAGCCUGGCCAGGUCAGUUCAAGCACAUUAUCUCUUACCCGAUCGCCAAGGGCAAGUUUUACAACUUGGUGAUGACGAUUCCCGACCUUGGUGACGCUCCGCUGGGCAAGUACAAUGAACCAGGCGAUGUCUCAGAGAUGCGUCAGCUGUUCAAAGACUUCCAUGACACUGUUCAGGCCGUGCUGGAUGCCGUGGAAAGCUGCGCCAAGUGGGUACUUGCUGAACUUCCCCCGUUAUCUGCGUGGUCGAGUCCAAAUGGACGUGUUAUUCUUGUGGGAGAUGCUUGUCACGCUAUGGCGCCACACGCUGCCUCGGGUGCCGCUACAUCGCUCGAGGACGCCGAAGUUCUCGGCCUUUGCGUGGCUGCUUGCACAGGGAUAGCUGAUCUUCCAAGAGCGGCAAAAGACUACGAGCACCUCCGCAAAGCCCGGUGCGAGCGAAUACAGGAGAUCUCGCGUGAUAACGCGACCACCUUUGCACUGCCAGAUGGGCCGAUGCAACAAGCAAGAGACCGGAUAUGGAGGGCCCAGAAAGCGAUGCUGGAGAAACAGUUGCAGGAAGACAGUCCUCUGGUCAUCCCGGCCGAGGACAUGACUCAACCAUUUCCACAUCCGGCUCUGAUCCAGUGGCUUGUUGGACAUGAUAUCAUUGGCGAAGCAGAGAGACACCUUGCGAGUCGAGAGUAA